CUUUUUCCUGUCUUUUGCUGGGAUUGGGAUGAAUUGAGUUUGGAGAACAAACAGGGACUGGGCGAAUUGACUUUGAGUUGAUGCCGUCGUUUGGAGCUGCAGUAACCUUGUGUUUAUGAACGUGAACGUGAAGGUGAGCGCAAGACUACCAAAUAACUAAGGCCCAUAACUACGACUAGUCAUCUUUAAGUCGAAUGAACACCAACCAUGAAGCCGAUGCUUGCACACAGGCCUGCAGCUGUAUGCAGAUGGCUGACCUCUGAAUGUAGAUGCUGAAGAUGUUCCCAUGCAGUGAUCACAGAUGAUUCAUUUUCUUGUUCAGAUCAUAAGGAUGAUCCUGGAACAUGCAGGUUUAGGCAUGGACUCUACAUUUUGGACAGACAAGCCCUACGGGUCCUCUCGAAGCAUCGUAAGGAGAAUAGCUACCAGUCUUCCAUUGAAACCAUGCCCUAGAGUUCAGUUACAGCUUCAUCCAUACCCUGAAGAAGCAGACAGUUCUAACCAGACAUCCAAUGAAAAUGGGAUAGUAGCUUCCCUUGCAGAUGUUGCCUGGAUUGAUGAGUAUGAAGGUGAAUCUUUUACAAGACUCAGGUCUAAUGUUUGUCCUGGAUAUAUACUUCCUUCUCCGCAAGUACACCGGCUUGGAAAACCUCUCACCAGACAAGUGUCUUUACCAAAUAUAACCAGAGAAGAGCUGGAACCUAAGACCCCAGUGAUUGCUAAUGAUGAGGCAAUACAGAAAAUCAGUGCACUUGAAAAUGAACUUGCCCAGCUUCGAGAACAAAUAGCUAGGAUUGUUAUUGCACAAGAACAGAAUGCAUUGAUUUCUGCUGGGUCCUUAACCCCGUUGGCAGCCCCCCCUGUACCACCACCUCCUCCUCCUCCUCCUCCUCCUCCUCCACCAGGUCUUCAUCGCAGUGUCUCUGCCAUGGAUCUUAUCAAAGAGCGACGAGGAAAAAAAAACAGCUCUGAUAGUGUUCUCCUGGACUCUGGGCCCAAACAGUCAGAAAUACCAAACAUGUUAGAUAUUCUGAAAGACAUGACCAAAGUGAAGCUACGAACCGUAAAAAAACCAAUGGAAGGCACAUCAAAAACAAAACCAGGUGACCCAACAGAUGCAGCAGCUCUAAUAGCAGCGGCUUUAAAACGAAAAUUUGCUCAUCGCUAUAGGAAUGACAGUGAAAAUGAAAAAGAAAUGAAAAUUCCAACUUCUGAAUGCAACACUGCAGCAGAGACAGAGAUCCCAUUUUUUGGACAACACAUGCUGAAAUCUACUGGCAAAAGAAAGGUGUUAGUAAGCAGCACCUCUAAACCUUAAAGGCCCAAAAAAAUCUACUUGAAGGAAAUGGCUCUCAUCUCAAUUUUUAGCUUAUAAAAGCAUAAUUCCAUCACAAUUCAGGAGUAAGUAGCUUCAAAUGACAGUUUAAAAAAAAAAAAAAUAAUAAUAAUUUUAAUGAAGUUUGUAAUGAUUCUGUGUGUGAUUUCUUUUGUAAUUACAAAAGGGCUGGCCUUUUCAGUUAAGGUGCUUUGACAGGUCUGUGUUUAAUAUGGUGUUAUUCAGUUCAUGUUUGAGUAAUUGCUGUAAGAACCACUCAGAAUCAUUACACACUCCUAAAAUGUUACCAGGGCAGCAGAAACAGAACUACAAGUAUAGAUUGAAGCGACUUACUCUUUAAAGUUUAUAGAAUACUAAAUAGAUGUUCAAGAAAUGUGUUUUAUUUUUAAUUUUUAAAAAUUAAUAUUUAAGAUAUAAUAGUUUGUUACUUUCAAUACAUGUGAGACGCUCUCUCUUUGGUUGAAUGAGUCAUUAGGAAGCAUGACUCAUUAUUUAAUUACCUCCAAUUUAGUGUUUUAAAAGACUGCCUUUUUUAAUGUUUCAUAAAGUGUGCCAAGUGAGUACAGUAAGACUUUAACAAAAAAGUCUAAAUGGUACACUAGUGAUUUUUUCCAUCAAAGAAUAAUUUCAAAUCCCACGGAGGGAAGAUACGUAUUUUGGGAAAUCUAGUCUAUGUUAUUGCUGAACAGACAAAUUAGUCAAUAUGGUGAGUGUGUAUAGUGUCUCUUACUUUACUGUAAAAGAGAUGUCAUCUUGUGCAUUUUGGGUUAGAGAAUUAUAAGGCAAAUCUGAGCAGACAGUUUGCGAAAUGAUGCCUCUUAUAUCAAGUGACACCAUAUACAUAGCACUUUUGCAAAAACAAAGAUCAUACUCUGGGAACUUCUUUUACUGCUUGAGAUAAUUUUUAUUUACAUUUGGCCAAGUUCUGUUUAGCUUAGGUGUAUUUUGUACUGGCAAUUUAAACUCAAGAUUUACACUUGAUGCUUACUGUAAUGCUUUAAAACAUGCUUGCAGUGAUUUAAUAUUCCAAUAAACAGAGUAGACCCUUGUGCCUGAUUAUUAAAAAUAAUCAGACUAAUAAAGAAAAUCUGCAUUUUAA
Molecule: messenger RNA, 2435 nt
Organism: Polyodon spathula (Mississippi paddlefish)
Lineage: Eukaryota; Metazoa; Chordata; Actinopteri; Acipenseriformes; Polyodontidae
Product: mitochondrial fission regulator 1-like
Exons: 9
Coding region: 302-1318 (338 amino acids)
Biological process (GO): mitochondrial fission; aerobic respiration
Cellular component (GO): mitochondrion
Source: RefSeq, a predicted model, not a curated record